This is a messenger RNA of Ostrea edulis (European flat oyster), 4744 nucleotides long. Its product is annotated as nuclear receptor ROR-alpha B-like. Gene Ontology annotation, biological process: regulation of DNA-templated transcription. NCBI's taxonomy places the organism in Eukaryota, Metazoa, Mollusca, Bivalvia, Ostreida, Ostreidae. Gene Ontology annotation, molecular function: zinc ion binding; sequence-specific DNA binding; DNA-binding transcription factor activity. The coding region runs from base 186 to 1736 and encodes 516 amino acids. The transcript has 8 exons. The record is from RefSeq and is a predicted model, not a curated record.
CGUCACCUAGCUUCGCACUCGUAGGUCAUGCCAACUCAGUUAUUCACACUGCCCGAUCCGUUAUCUAUAAGGCAAGGUAGAUAAAAACCACGCCUGACAGACAUAUGUCCUUUAUACGGUACCAAUUAUAACGUGGAAAGACAUGCUAUUCCACUGAAAUCAACUUCAGCUAUAGUCAGAAAACAAUGGAGGAAAACAGGAUCACAGUCUUACCAGCUGAGUCCUCUCAACCAGACAAGCUGAGUUCUAGUAUUGACCAAUCAGGUGAAUUGUCACAGAGUUCCUUGGAGACGACACCCCAUGUACAGGAACAGGAAAUCAGCCAGAGCUCGAACAAUCCAGAACCUAUGAAGCCGAAACGUAAAAAGAGAGACAAAUAUAUUCCCGAUGCUGUUCCACUUGAACUACCUCCUUGUAAAAUAUGCGGCAAAAAGGCUUCUGGGAAUCACUAUGGAGUCAUCAGCUGUGAAGCUUGUAAAGGAUUUUUUAGAAGAUACCUACAAAGAAAAAUUCCUUACAAAUGUAGCAAAGGGGGCAAGUGCCUAGAAGUCUCAAACAGUAAGAAGAGCUCCCUCUGUUCUGCCUGCCGAAUGCAGAAAUGUCUGGACUUGGGCAUGUGUAGAGAAGGAAUCCGUCAAGGCAGAUACACAUCUACAGAGAGGGCUCAUGCCAUCGAGCAAAUGAAAAAGUUAAAACAGGAGAAUGUCACAGACAAAGACAGCUCAUCAUCUCAAGGAAAUCAGAAUUCAAAUUUCAAUAACAGCCAAGAAUGUAUUGACUUAUCUUUACCAAAGCAAUGGGGGACAUCAACUGAUUCAAAUACAGGGGCCACAGGAAGUAGUGGUACGGCUUCCCAGGAUUCCACCAGUUCAGGAACAGGAAGUUCUGAUGAAGGGUCAAAGGUCAAUGAGGUGCGUCCUGAGGACAGCGAGAUGGCAAGCUUGUUGGACAGUAUUGUCAAGGGAUACCAUGAGCUCAAUCCACAUAUCAAAACACUGACUGAUGAGGAGGCGAACAGUGUCAUAAAAGAAGGCUAUAGAAAGCACAAGGAGAAGGUGGAGAUGUUUGGUAAUAUGGACCCCAUUCCUGCUGGAGUCUACAGUGAAAUUUACAAAAAUACACAAAUGGACAUGGAUGGACGGUUGGAAAUUUUUCAGGUAAUCAGAGAAGAGCUAGCUAUUCUAAUUCACGAGUAUGUGCGGUUUACUCAUGGAAUCCCAGGUUUCUCUGAAUUACCACCCACAGACCAAGCUAAGCUUCUAAAAGCUGCAAGACUGGAAUUCUUCUUUAUUUUGGGCUACAGAUGUUUCGAUUCUGAGACUAAAAUGUUGAUGACGUAUAAAGGGCAUGUAUAUCCCAUCAGACAGUAUUACCCGUACAUAUCCGAGGAGAUGGCGGUGAAGUGGUUAAAUAUCUCAAACGACGUCAGAAAUCUCCAUCUGACCACGCAGGAACAUGCUGUUAUUCUCGCCAUCUGUCUAACAUUUACAGACAGAUGUGAACUGGACGCCCGGGACGACGUGGAGAAGAUACAGAUGCUAUUUAUAGAAGCACUGCAAUACUUGCUCAACAAAAGAGUGAAGAGCGAGAGUGGACUGCAUUUCUCUAAAAUCCUAAACGUGUUUCUGAAGUUGAGAGAAAUGAAUGAGGAAUUCCUCAAAUUUUAUAAACAGAUGUGUGAAGACCCCAUGAUUCAACAGCAUAUGCCAGAACUACUUCAUUUUCUCAUAGACUGAUUACCAGUAGUGUGCGUUCAUUAAUUCACUAAAUACUUUGGUGGAAUGAUAUCAUCCAUGACAACCCAGUGUGCUGCACAGUUCUCUUUGGAAGACACAAUGUCAUAUCGACAGUGCCCAUUAAUUACCUUCUGUUAAUCAUAUACAUUUGUUUUUUUAUAUUACACAACAUACAUUCCACUCUCUUAAUCUCAGCAUGGUUGCUUUUUGCAGUUCUCAUUUCUAUUUGUCCUGAGUAAAAUGUUUCCGUGAAUGGUCCCAUUGAUAUCUUCACUUUGUAUAUAAUUUUCUGGCUUUACUUACCACUUUCUGUUGUGCGACUUUUAUCAAUGUCUGUGAUAUAAAACCCUAAUAUACAUAUCAUUUAAUUUAUACAAUAUUAUGAUUUCAUUGUUCUUAACAGAAGUAUAAGAGAAAUUCUUUAGACAUGUUGUAGUAGAAUAUCUCGCAGAGACUGAAGAAUAUCUUUAUUUUCCCCAUUAUUAUUAACCACAGUAAUUUUGCUAGUGUUUAGGAUCCUUUUGUGUUCAAUUAGAUUUACAGGUACAUGUAUGUAUACAUCUCUGUAAAAUUCCAACCACUGUAAAUUCACCGAUUUUCAUUGGACAAGAUUUUUGCAGUUGUAGGAAAAUGGAGACUUGAUAAUGUGGUGGAAAAGUUGGUUCAGUUCGUUUAGGAUUUUAAUUUUCUACUUUGGUUCAGUCCGUUUAGGAUUUUAAUUUUUGGGUAUGCACUUAUUACUGUACCACUAAAAGAUUGAAAAUUAAAUCUUCGUGAAAAUUUAUGAUUUUACAGUAUAGUUUGUAUAUCGUGAUUAGGCCAAAAAAUAGUUCCUCUCGCCUACACAGAAGUAAUCUAAAUGUACAUUGUAGCUAUAUUUAGGAAUUUUUUUGUACAAUUUUAUAUUUAUUAAGAUUUAUUACUAUAUUAUAGGUCUCUUUCUAGGGUGUCUUCUUUGAGAAUUUUUAUCUAAUCCAUGUAUAUAAUGUUUUCUUUAUGCAAAUGGGGAUAGAAGUCAAAAGAAGCCUUAAAAGGACAAAGGUCAUAUCAUUCUGCAGGCUGCAAUAUAUUUUUAACCUCAGCCAGCAUGCUCAAUUCUUACAAUAAACAAUCAAACAAAAGACAAUCAAGUUAAACUAUAUCCAGUGCUCUGAAAAUCAUAUUCCUUUCUAUAUAUACAGAAAAAUAUGCAUUUUAUAACAAUUGUAUAUUUAUGGGAAUUACUCUCUACAUGCAUCAGAUCAUAACCCUUUUGUGCAUCCUUCAUCGUCAUAUAAACAUAUAUUAUUUAUUUUAUUGAUAGAUUGUAGUGAGGGAAUUUUAUCCAAUCCAAUGUUCAAUAAAUGACUUGGCGUCAACACAUUGUAAAAGCAUACUUUAUUUUAUAUGUCUUUCGUCCUUUGUAUAUGUAAUUCAUAAUGACAUGCUUGAUAUGUUGUGAUUUAAUUGAGACUUGGCAGCAUAUUGAUUACAACAUCUAAUGCAGAGUGUAUCAUAAGAUCGAGAGAUCCUUUUUAAUACAAGUUGAUAUUCAGUUAAUAUUGCAUGCACAUUAACCUUUGAUAAUAGUUGUCAUUCAAAAUGUAUAUUUUGUGUUAUGUAGUUGUAAUAGGACUGAAAAUUGGCAGCAUAGUAAUUAUAAUACCUGAUGCAAGUUAAUAUACUAGCUGGUAAACUAUAGGAGCACCAUGGUGUGAGUGUGUGUCCCGGGGGGGGGGGGGGGGGGGGGGGGGUGAGUAGUACAUGUGUAUUGUAUACUAGUAAUACUAUUAUGUGAGUAAUUGAUAUUCAUCUGAAUCGAUGAGGAAUCUCUCUUGUGAAAUCCAAGUUCUCGGUCAGUUUUUAUAUAUUCAUAGCACUGUAAUGGAUUCAUUUCAUCGGCAUUAAAUUUGAUAUUAGUGGCAUUGCUCAAUUGAAACUAAUAAUUAUAGAAAUCAGAUAACAACUCUGGGGGAAAUACAUGUAUUAAGAUAUAUAUCGAUCCGCAGUUUUGUUACCUCAGAAAGCCAAUUAGUUCUGUUGCUAGGUUUUGUUCAACCACAAAAUUAAAGAAAAUUAGUUUUUAAUGAAUGGAGAUCAAUGUCAAGAAUAUUAUGUUUCCAGUGUUUUUACCUUAAUCUUUACCAAUCGAAAUGAUAGCCAUUCCUCACAGAUCUGGACAGAGUGCGUAUGAAUCUUGAUAAAUAUAGUGCGCAUUUCAACAACUGGGAAUAGUCAAAUAGAAAAUUAAUGCUGAUGGAAUCUACAUUAUUUUAAUGGUACAGUCUACUCUCUGGAUAUAAUGAAAUUCAGGGGACCGACCUGAAUUGUUCAUUAUAUCCCGAUCGAGUUCAGUAUUAUAACCAAUGCUGAACUACACAAAUGUUGCUACUGGGGGAUUAAUUUUCACUUCAAUAUAACAGAUAGUUUUAACCAACUUCAAUAUACGUGGAGUGGACUGUGCAAAGAUACAGUACAAGAAUACUGAUUGAAAAUAAAAAUAUUUACAAUAAUAAUUGGCCCAGUCAGCAUCAGGUUCCCAAAACAUAAUUACAUUUUAUAUUUAACUAUAUCUAUAUAUUUCAUGUUAUACUUUCUAGAAUGUAGAAUUGUUGCCAGUUAAAUGGUGAAAGUUUUGCUACACAAACAGUGUUGCACAGUUUUACAUUGCCAAAAAAUGCAAUAUAAUUCUUAACCAAUGAAAAUUUGGAAGUAAUUUCACAGUACGGGUUACUCGAGAUAAAUUGAAGUUCAACAGACCUUAUAUAAAUUUUAUUACUAAGAGUCCAAGUCAAAUCCGGCCAUUAUGAUUAAGAUUUUACAGUAAUUUGAUUAUAUCAAGCUCCAGUCAGCAUAGUAUAUUCUGUUACACCAAAACUCCCAAUAUCAUUGUUCAUAGCAGAAAGUAGUCCCGGAGAAUUGACACUGUACGGAGUUUGGGAUUGUAUAUUGUACUUCAUGUUUUUAGGUAAUUUCAACAACACAGAACUUUACCUUGCAUCAAUAAAAAGAUUUUCAAAAAGUUUAAA